AUGGAUACUCUGAUCUUCAUUUCCCUGUUCAUUAUUGUUCUACAUGUAAAAGCACAAGCAAAUAGUUAUUCACCAAUUAACUGUACAAAUGCCUCUGAUCUCAACACUCAGUUUCCUUUCAGACUUCAUGAAUUUCAGCUACACUGUAAGCAAAACAGGACCAUUAUUCAUUUCCCAUCAUAUGGGGAUUUAGUCAUCAAAUCCAUUUCAUAUGACAUCAAGAAACUCGAAUUAAUCGACCCGAAAAACUGUGUCCCUGAAGUUUUCUUGAAUCUGAAUCUUUCUAACACCCCAUUUAGUUAUUACUAUAUCUUGAAGGAGUAUCAGUCUCUGAAUUGUUCAACUGAAAUUCCAUCUUCUUUUUUGCAAGUCCCCUGCCUAAGUGGCAUUGGACAUCAUGUUUAUGUUGUGGAAACAUCAUUUGUUGUCCCAGAUUUUUGUAACCAUGUUAAGACUGUUGGAAUCCCAUUUUCAUAUAGUCCUUUCUUGUCUGAUAACACUUUUGGACUUGGAUUAACAUGGAACUUGGAAAAUUCCCAUGAAGACAGUGUAGCAACAGGGCAGUUUAAAGGACUCAAUGAGAUAGCAAAUGAUAAAGCCUUGGGGUGUAUUAUCCUGUUCAUGUUUAUAGUGGUGAUGCUGUUGAAGUUAUCUCAAUAUUCUAAGAGAGUAGAGGAUAAAGUGAAUCAGAAGGAACCUCAUGUUGAUGGCAUUUUAGGGAACUAUGAAGCUUUGGACAAAAUUGUGAUAAAAAAUUAGUUUUCAGAAUCAAAAUAUUUACCAAAUCUAUGAGGAAACUUUUGGUGGGUUAUUGAAUUAUCUUAUUCUAGGACUAGGGGUGUGUUAGAUAUGAAGAAAUUGUUUUCCAUAUUCUUUUUGGAAAUAAGUGAGUUUUGUUUUACUUGUUUUCUUAUGUUUUGGUAUGUAAGUAACAAAUAUUUUUAUAUAAAUAUUUAUAUAUAA
Molecule: messenger RNA, 963 nt
Organism: Solanum verrucosum
Lineage: Eukaryota; Viridiplantae; Streptophyta; Magnoliopsida; Solanales; Solanaceae
Product: RING-H2 finger protein ATL22-like
Exons: 2
Coding region: 1-759 (252 amino acids)
Source: RefSeq, a predicted model, not a curated record